CAAUAGGCUAAGAACAGUUUCUAAUGGAAUUCUCUGACAAAAUUCGAAUCGUUGUAGUUGGAGAUCCUGGUGUGGGGAAAACGAGCUUAGUACAUAUACUUUGUCACAAUGAAGUACUAAGGCAUCCUUCAUAUACAAUCGGGUGUACUGCUGAUGUAAAGAUUCACAGUCAUACUCGUACACAUAAAUCAUAUUUUGUGGAAUUUAUUGAUGUUGGAGGUUCUUCCAAACAUAAAUCUUCACGUAAUAUGUUUUAUCAUCAAAUAAACGGAAUUAUUUUAGUACAUGAUGUUAGUAACAGAAGAUCUUAUUAUAAUUUAUGGAAUUGGGUUUCUGAAAUCAUUGAAUCUGAAGGUUAUAAAGAAUUUGAAAAAUCAAGCAAUUCAAGUGGUAUGAGUGGUUCUCAUGCUAGUAUGAAUUGGAAUAGUAGUGGUAGUGGAAGCUGGAGUAAUGUAAGUGGAAGUUUAUCAGGUAGUUGGAUGAGUGGAAGUAAUAUGUUGAACAAUAGUAUAAGCGGAAAUAUGACCGGGCUAUCUUCCAGCACUUAUAAUGGGCAUAAGAAAAAUGAAGAAUUUAAGCUUUCUUUAAAUGAACGAUCUUUGAACAUACCUAUUCUAGUUGCUGGAACUAAAGCAGAUCUUGUCAAACAUGAGUUAACAGGACGACAGAGACGAUAUAGUAUUAUUGACGAAUUUGGUGGAGACUAUGUAAAUUUAUGUGCUGUGGCUCCUACACAAUUCACACCAAAUUCUAUAGCAAUAGAAAAGAUUAAUUCAUUUUUUGAUAAAGUUAUAGAUAAAAAAUACGGGAUAACUUCAGAACAUUUACAAAGUCCAACAUUAGGAACUUUUGCAGCUUCUUCAUCAACCUCUUUAUCAACAGGAGGUAUUAUAACAAAUAGGGAAGAACGAAGACGUGGAUUAUCAAAUAUUCUAAUUUCAGGUAGUAAUUCAUCGAAUAAUAGUGUAAUAAAUGGAUUACCAAGUCCUGGAUUAAAUAGUGUUAAUUCAAAUAGGUUAGGUGGAGUUGGUAUAAUAAAGGAUCUUUCUCCUAGGAAGCAAGGUUGGAAUGUGUUCAGAAAUCCCGCAACAUAUUCAAAUCAACCUAUAAUAAACGAUGAUCACAAAUUAUUAAGACAUUCAUCUUCAAAAGACAAUGUUAAUUUAUUAAGAACUUAUAAUUCUUCUUCGAAUUUACGAGAUACUUCAUUAUCAUCAUCACCAUCAUCAUCUAACUCAUUAUUACGAUCAAAUUCUACUUCAAAUUUACGUGAAAAUAUAGGAAAUGUUGGAACUAGCAAAUAUAAUUUUUCAUCGUCACUAGGAGGGUUUAAAAAGGACAAUGAAUAAAAAAAUAAAAAGCAAAUAGAAAUCAACUUACUAUUAAUAAUGAACACACAGUUGUAUUAGAUCAGUAUUUAAUUUUGAUAUAGUAUAAUAGUAUCGAUUAAUUAUUAAUGAAAUUUGGUGGUGGAUGUGGUGAGCUUUCUUUCACGUGGAAAAUAGCCAUCAUAGUUGCCGCUAUUUUUAAUGUGAAAUCCUAUUCUUCGCUAAAUUCUAGUUACUACUAGGAAAUUACGAAAGUUGAAUCAGUGAAUUUAUUUAUAAGCGGUUUGGAUUGUGUUUGGAAGUUUAUAUAUAUAUGCGAAAGAGUCUAAGAAAUAAAAAUGAUGUACAUAUGUAAAAUCUGAUAUAGUUUAUAGUAAAAAAAUGAUAUUCAGAUAUUCAAUAUCGUAGUCACGUGAUUUAAUGUCGGUGCAAAUUUGACUCGGAGUUUAUCAUAUGAUCUG
Molecule: messenger RNA, 1789 nt
Organism: Rhizophagus irregularis DAOM 181602=DAOM 197198
Lineage: Eukaryota; Fungi; Glomeromycota; Glomeromycetes; Glomerales; Glomeraceae
Biological process (GO): intracellular protein transport
Cellular component (GO): endomembrane system
Molecular function (GO): GTPase activity; GTP binding
Source: RefSeq, a predicted model, not a curated record